Molecule: messenger RNA, 2021 nt
Organism: Drosophila willistoni
Lineage: Eukaryota; Metazoa; Arthropoda; Insecta; Diptera; Drosophilidae
Gene: Mocs1
Product: molybdenum cofactor biosynthesis protein 1
Exons: 4
Coding region: 292-2004 (570 amino acids)
Biological process (GO): Mo-molybdopterin cofactor biosynthetic process
Molecular function (GO): cyclic pyranopterin monophosphate synthase activity; 4 iron, 4 sulfur cluster binding; GTP 3',8'-cyclase activity
Source: RefSeq, a predicted model, not a curated record
UUAUAAACAACAGUAGCCGGUUGCAGUGCAGUCGAUAGAUAGUCCGGUAUCACCUUCUGCUUAACCUCGUCGUGUGUGUGUUUUUUUUGUUGUGACCAAUGUAAUUGCUUAUCACAUCAAAUUGUCUAAAUUGCAGAAACUGAAUCUGACACCCAAGCUGUCGCCCUCUUACCUCCUCCCUCUUGGUUCCAUCCAAUACAUACUAAAUUGGCCUUACGUAAUCAAUUUGAAUGUGUUUUUAAGAAAUUAAUACAAAAAUAUAAACACAUUCAUCAAUUCAAAUCAAAUGAAAUGCGGCUUCUUGUCAGACACGCGAAUCUGUUGUUAUUCCAACAUCAAUGCGGCGCAGGUCCAGUUUCUUCUAUACGGCAAAUGGCAGCGACUGCGGCUACAACCGGUUACCUCAAAUUGGCAACAAGUGCUCAAACAACACCAGCAACAGCAACCAGCACAAUGAGAGCAGUUGAUAGAAAGGUCUCGCCCCUAACGGAUAGUUUUGGACGACAUCAUACCUAUCUGAGAAUUUCCCUAACAGAACGCUGUAAUUUACGUUGUGACUAUUGUAUGCCCGCCGAAGGAGUGCCAUUGCAACCUAAAUCUCAUCUGUUAAGCAAUGAAGAGCUUAUACGAUUGGCCCGUAUCUUUGUGGAGCAGGGCGUACGUAAGAUACGCCUUACGGGCGGCGAACCGACUAUACGUCGUGACAUUGUCGAUAUAGUGGCCGAAAUGAAGGCAUUGCCACAAUUGGAGCAUAUUGGUAUAACCACAAAUGGUUUAGUUUUGACCCGCCUUUUGCCCUCCUUGCAACGUGCUGGCCUGGAUUCGCUUAAUAUUAGCCUGGAUUCGUUGCGUAAGGAGCGCUUUGAGCGUAUCACACGACGCAAGGGCUGGGAACGUGUUAUAGCUGGCAUAGAUUUGGCCAUUCAAUUGGGCUAUAGACCCAAAGUGAAUUGUGUACUCAUGCGAAAUUUCAAUGAAGAUGAAAUCUGUGAUUUUGUUGAAUUCACCAGAGAUCGUCCAGUGGAUGUGAGAUUCAUUGAGUAUAUGCCAUUUAGUGGCAAUAAAUGGCAAACGGAAAGAUUGAUAUCGUAUAAGGAAACACUGGAAGUGAUAAGAAAGCGUUUUAGCGACUUUGAAGCACUACCAAAUGGUCCCAAUGACACGUCAAAGGCAUAUGCUGUGCCAGGAUUUCAGGGUCAAGUGGGAUUCAUUACCUCCAUGACAGAGCAUUUUUGUGGCACAUGCAAUCGGCUGAGAUUGACAGCAGAUGGCAAUAUAAAAGUAUGUCUAUUUGGCAAUAAAGAGUUCUCUCUGCGUGAUGCCAUGCGAAAUAAAGAUAUCUCUGAAGAGGAUCUGGUUGAUCUGAUUGGAGCAGCAGUUCAACGCAAGAAACGCCAGCAUGCGGGUCCCGUUCCAGUUCCAGUUGACUUGAUUCAUCAUUCUUCAAUCCAUCAUCUUGUUCAACAAAAUCAUUAUCAAAAUCAUCAUUAUCAUCAUCAAAUACGCCGCAAUUGCAGCCAACUCAGCCAUGUGAAUGCUCAGGGCAAAGCCCAGAUGGUGGAUGUGGCAGAAAAGCCAAUCUCUACACGUAUAGCCCAGGCGGAGGCCUAUGUUGUGGUUGGUGAGCAGUUAACCCAGCUAAUAGCGGCCAAUCAGUUGGCAAAAGGAGAUGUUCUAACUAUAGCCCAAUUGGCAGGCAUUAUGGGAGCCAAGUUGACAUCACAAUUAAUACCUCUUUGCCAUAAUAUCGCAAUAUCAUCGGUUAAAGUCGAGGCCAAGUUGCUGGAGCGAGAGCAAUGCGUGCACCUGAAAUCGACUGUUCGCUGCCGCGGGCAGACUGGUGUGGAAAUGGAAGCUCUGACCGCGGUUUCCGUGGCUGCUCUCACUGUCUAUGACAUGUGCAAGGCCGUUAGCCAUGAUAUUUGCAUAAGCCAAGUGCGUUUGCUAAGCAAAUCUGGUGGCAAGCGGGACUAUCACCGUAAUGAUAGGCAUCAUUCCAAAUAAAAUCCCUUUUAAAGAAA